CCCUCACUCUCUGAUAAUAACACUCUUGUUAGCAACAUAUCAAUCCCCGAAACCAUGGUCCAACAAAAGAACCUUAUUGACGAGGUGUCCGGUUGGCUUAGUCUCUACGACGACGGUUCAGUAGACCGCACAUGGACCGGUCCACCAGAAGUUAAGUUCCUGGUCGAACCGCUACCUCCUCAUGAAGAUUUCAUCGACGGAGUUGCCACCCGUGAUGUCAUCACCGCCGGUAACCACCGUGUCCGGCUUUACCUGCCGGAGAAAAUCCCCGGAGACAAAGAAAAACUACCCAUACUCGUUCAAUUCCACGGCGGUGGGUUCUGCAUAAGCGAAGCGGACUGGUUCAUGUACUAUCAAUUCUACACCCGGUUAGCUCGGUCAGCUCGAGUCAUCAUUGUCUCCCCUUUCCUCCGCCACGCACCGGAAAACCGUCUUCCCGCCGCUAUCGACGACGGCUUCUCCACGCUUCUCUGGUUACAAUUAAUAGCCAGAGGAGACGCGGAGGAGCCGUGGCUUCAAAACCACGGUGAAUUUAAUCGGGUUUUUCUCACCGGAGAUAGCUCCGGUGGAAACAUUGUACAUGAAGUGGCAGCCCGGGCCGGGAAAGCAAAUCUCGAUCCGGUUCAGCUUGCUGGAGGAAUCCCGGUUCACCCAGGAUUUGUCCGGUCGAGCCGGAGCAAAUCUGAAUUAGAAAAACCAGAGUCACCAUUUUUCACCUUAGACAUGCUGGACAAAUUCUUGAGCUUGGCAUUGCCAUUGGGUGCAAACAAGGACCACCCAAUAACAUGCCCCAUGGGCGACGGCGCUCCGCCACUCAAAGGGCUGAAACUGCCGCCGUAUCUUCUGUGCGUGGCGGAGAUGGACUUGGUCAUUGACAUACAAACAGAGUACUAUGAAGCCAUGAAGAAGGCCAACAAGGAUGUUGAAUUGUUUGUAAGCAAAGGAAUGACACACAGUUUUUAUCUGAACAAAAUUGCAGUGGAUAUGGACCCAAAUACUGGUGCUGAAACUGAUGCUCUUAUUGCUAAGGUCAAAGAGUUCAUUCAACAACACUAAAUUAAUUAUUAAUCUUCUUUUUUUUUUUUUUAUUACAUGAAGAGUUUACUUUGGGCUCAGUUUUAUAGUUAAUGUGUUUAGUAAUAGCAGUUAAGUAGAUUCCCUGUGUAAUGUUCAAUGUGCUGUUGCAUGGAAAUUCAGCCACCUUAGUAAUCAUGUGUUGAUUUUCGUAGUUUGGAUUAAAAACUACCGUUCUGAGUAUAAAGUAUUGAAUUAGAAAUAUUUGAAAAUGUCUUGGU
This is a messenger RNA of Gastrolobium bilobum, 1295 nucleotides long. RefSeq names its product carboxylesterase 15-like. Bases 55 to 1056 code for a protein of 333 amino acids. The record is from RefSeq and is a predicted model, not a curated record. Lineage: Eukaryota; Viridiplantae; Streptophyta; Magnoliopsida; Fabales; Fabaceae. Gene Ontology annotation, molecular function: hydrolase activity. The transcript has a single exon.